AUGGCAGAAACUCUUCAUAUGAACCCCCAAUCACAACAUUUGUAUGAAAAACCUAGUGGUUUCGUUGAAUUAGACGUCAAAAUGAUGAAGGGUCAAUUUGAUGUUUCAACCAUGGCACUUAUUGAUAAAAAAAAUGAGGCAGAUGUUAAAAACAAAAAUAAUGAAGCUGGUCUUCUGGAUCCAUGGAAUUCUAGUAAUGUUAAGGAUCAGGAAGACUUUGCGAAAUCCUUGAAAUUUGAUAAAAACAAUAAUUUGGAUAACAAUGAAAACAAAGAUUCUACCAAAAAUAAAAUUGAAGACAUGUACGAUUCACAAACUUCCGACCUAUUGUUUCUUGAUCCACUUGGGGAUGAAACAUUAAUUAUUAAUAGUACAACUUUGUCGGAAGAGGAAAAAAAAGCAAACAUAAACAAUAUAUUCUCACGAGCCGCAAGUAAUGGAAAUAUAGAAAAAGUUAAUAAAAUGUUAGAAACCUCAAGAGAAUAUAUUGAUAUUGAUGCCCAAGAUGAUGAAGGUACCACUCCUUUAAUAUAUGCAGCAUGUUUUGGACAUGAAAAUGUUGCAUAUGCAUUGUUAGAAGCUGGUGCAAAAGUAGAUGUACAAGAUAGCAUUGGUUGGACCCCAUUAAUGUGGGCAACAAACAAUAAUCAUGAUUCGACCGUUAGAUUAUUUUUGGAUAAUGGCGCUGAUGCUGGUACCAAAUCAGCAAAAGGUAGAACAGUAUUUGAUUUUAUUCCACCAGAAAAUCCCAAAAUUGCCGAAAUUUUCAUACAGAAUCCUCAGCGUGACAGUUGGUCAAGCGUUGGUAGUAUUGGACGUUGGUCACUUUGUAGCGAAGCAGAAACCAGGUUAGUAGAAAAACUAGCAGAAGCCGAAAUGGAAAAAAGGAUGUUGGCAGAAAGUGCCAUAAAUUUAGAUGUUGAUUUAACAAGUUUGGGAUUUGAAGAACCACAAGAAGAAGAUGAGGAGGAGGGACCAGCAGAAUUUUUAUGGACUACUUGUUUACCUGAUCAAAUGUUUGUAUUUUCACAUGAAGACAUACAUCACAUUCUUCAAACCGUUGUUAUCAAUAUGCAGCCAAUUCGAAACAAAACACAAAAACCCGUACCAGCAAAUGUAUUAUUCUUGAGUGCAAGAUUUGCUCAUUAUUUUAGUAGUCCUGAAUUAUUGGAAUCACUUCUAUUUGAGGUGAUCUUUGCUAUAGAUCAAGCAGUUAAAACUAGACCCGAUGAUAUGACUCUUUUGUCAUUUUGGAUUUCAAAUUGUACAUUAUUAUUGUACUAUUUAAAAAAAGAUACAGGAUUAGCUGCCGCUACAGUGGAAUAUCAAUUAAGGAUCUCAGAACAACUCCAUGAAAUAUAUGUGCUUUUAGUAAAAGAUGCACAAAAAAGAAUUGAAAGAGUGUUGGAAGCUGCAAUGUUGGAAUUUGAUACUAUUCCUGGAAUGGAUGAUGUUCGAUUUGAAGGAGAAUGGAGUGUUUUUAGAUCUUUCACCAGAAGAUCAAGAAGUCCACAAUCAACAUAUAGUUCAUCAUCGAAACGUUCAUCUGAUAUUAGUUUAAGAAGACAUUCAUCACUUCGUACAUCUUCAUCUCCUCGACAAAGAGGUGUCCCUUCACCUCGGAAUAUUACAUCAUUAUUAUCUUCAACAUUAUUUAUUCUUCAAACUUAUGAAGUUCAUCCAAUGAUCGUAGAACAAGUUCUCAAUCAAUUAUUCUAUUAUAUGUCAUGUGAACUCUUUAACAAGAUCCUCUCUCGCAAGAAAUACAUGUGUCGGUCUAAAGCAAUGCAAAUACGUCUUAAUGUUUCUGCUAUUGAAGAUUGGGUCCGCACGAACAAUCUAUCCUUAAAUUUGAUAACACACUUUCAACCUUUAAUUCAACUUUUACAAUUAUUGAUGUGUUGGUCUCAAAUGACAGAUUUUGCAAUUUUAGUACAAACUACUAAAGAACUUAACCUUAUUAAUCCAGCUCAACUUAAACGAGUUAGUAAAAAUUAUAGAUACGAAGUUAAUGAACCAAGAAUAACAGAAGAAUGUCAACAAUAUAUUCUUCAAUUGGAAGAGGAUACAGAAAGACGAAAGAAACGUUAUUCAACUGAAAGUAUACGGAGUGAUCGAAGUGAUGCUUCAAGCAUUAUUUUCUUAACCGUAUCACCUUCAUUACCUCCUUGUGCAGGACCUAAUUGGGAGGAAGAAGAUGAUUUAAUGGAAAUGAAAGAUAGUGAAUUUUUGUUACCAUUUGCCAUACCAACUAGUACUGAAAUGUUAGCAAAUUAUGGUGGUAAAGAGAGAGGAACAGACUUUGUACCUUUGGUUCCAGAUGAAUGGAUGGAAAAAUUGGAUGUUGUAAUGGAAGGUGUAGGAGUAAUAGAAACAAAUGAAAUUUCGGUUGAUGAUAUUUAA
Diversispora eburnea is the source of this 2403-nucleotide messenger RNA. The record is from the annotation of a GenBank genome assembly. NCBI's taxonomy places the organism in Eukaryota, Fungi, Glomeromycota, Glomeromycetes, Diversisporales, Diversisporaceae.